Molecule: messenger RNA, 1410 nt
Organism: Danaus chrysippus (African queen)
Lineage: Eukaryota; Metazoa; Arthropoda; Insecta; Lepidoptera; Nymphalidae
Source: the annotation of a GenBank genome assembly
AUGGCUGUGACCGGGUUAGGACGUAUAUUUGCGUUUGUUUUAUUAUUUGUACAUUUAAAUGACGCCCAGUUCACUGUUCCGGAGGUCAUAAUACAGGCGUUAAGACCGAAAGGAAUUCGUAUUUAUAUACCAGAUUCUCCGAAUGUAAGUUUGUUUGUGUUCCAAGGGAACAUUAAUAAAAAAAUUGGUGAAAAUGAUGUCGGUACUUUAUCAGCUGAGGUUACCAAACCUACGGACGGAAAGUGGCUCUAUGAAAAUCCGAGUUUGGAUUUAAAAGUUGGUGACGUCAUCAAUUACUACGUUUACGUGGUCAGCGAUAAAAAGGGUUAUCUUAAAGACAACCUAUCAUUCACAGUAAAAGCUCUCGAAAGCCCGUCUUCAAAUCCUGCGGCAGAUUGUAGGAAUACUCCAAGUGUUGUUCGAAAUGGAAAAGCUUGCGCCGGUCAAGUUUUGUUCGAGGACAAUUUUGACAGUUUAAGAGAAGAUUUGUGGCAAAUUGAGCAAUAUAUACCCGACGAGCCUGAUUUUCCUUUCGUUUCCUACCAGCGACCGCCCAAUGCACCAACAGUGGCCGUGGAAGGAGGGUAUCUCAAGAUUGAACCUAAAUUGCAACAAGAUCUGCCUGGAUACUCCAAUAAUUCAAUAUAUAUGGGAAAAUUGAAUCUUUUAAAUGGUUGUACAGCUAUUUCAUCGAAAUGUCAGAUUGAAGCAUGGGGCGCGAGUAUAAUACCACCGAUAGCCAGCGGUAAACUUAUAUCAAAGACUUUUGGAUUUACUUACGGCGUUGUUGAAGUCAGAGCAAAGUUACCUCAAGGGGACUGGAUUUAUCCAGAUAUUCUAAUCGAGUCGUUAUUCAAAAAAUAUGGAGUAACAAACUACGCGUCGGGCGUCAUAAGGAUUGCUGGUGCGUUGGGAAAUCAACAAUUAUCUGCUGGAAAUGUUGAAAUGGGGAACAAGGUUUUGUACGGUGGUCCAAUAAUGGACUUGAAGUGCCGCAAAAGUUUACUCAGCAAGAAAAACUCAAACAAGCCCUGGGGAGACGAUUUUCAUAUAUAUACUCUGCGUUGGGAACCAGAGAGGAUAACGUUAUUUGUGGACGGUGAAGAAUGGGGUCGCACGGAACCAGCCGCGAGUGGCCUGCGUGGAAAACUCGGACCUAAUUGUGAUGCACCACGAGCUGCAGCUACCGACCUAUCACCCUUCGAUGAUUAUUUCUUCCUUACAUUGGGUUUGACGACAGGCGGAGUUACUGAAUUCGAUGACGAAAUAACGUCUCAAGGAAUACCAAAACCGUGGAGAAACAGUGGUCGUAAGGCUAGUUUAAGAUUUUGGCAAGACAUGUCUUCUUGGCUUCCGACGUGGAGACAGCCGGCUCUACUCGUGGAUUACGUUAGAGUUACAGCUCUCUGA